Messenger RNA from Ceraceosorus guamensis, 882 nucleotides. RefSeq lists its product as hypothetical. The transcript has 3 exons. NCBI's taxonomy places the organism in Eukaryota, Fungi, Basidiomycota, Exobasidiomycetes, Ceraceosorales, Ceraceosoraceae. The record is from RefSeq and is a predicted model, not a curated record. Bases 1 to 417 code for a protein of 138 amino acids.
AUGCCUUGGCAAAAGACUUUUACGCUCGCUUCAAGAGGCAAAGGCUGCCACUUGGUCACCUCGGAGGUGGUCAAACAGAUCGAUGAGGGUCUCAGGAAGACGGACGUAGGGAUCUUGAAUUUGUUCAUCCAGCACACUUCUGCCGGCUUGUCUCUGAACGAGAACUUUGAUUCAGACGUUCGAAAGGACAUGGAGAUGGUGUUUGACCACCUUGUGCCCCAAUCCUUGCCGUACAGGCACACUGACGAGGGACCGGAUGACUCGCAAUCGCACAGUCAGUCGGUUCUUGCAGGUAGCAGCAUCUCCAUUCCGAUCUCGCACGGCAAGCUUGCCACGGGUACUUGGCAGGGCAUCUAUCUAAUGGAGUUCAGAGCUGCAAAGCACAGCAGAAACAUUGUGGCUACCAUCAUUCCAUGAGGUCACAUUGGUCCAAUCAAGUAAUCUGAUGCUUCCUAGGUUGCUUGUUCGCACGCUGAUGUUCGAAGAGAGCGACCUCACGCUCCACAUCGUCACGGUUCCGGUCGCGUCUCGUGUCGCAUCGCGUAGUCGUGAGUUCGAUUUCUCUGCUGCCCGAUCUCGUCUUUCUGCCAGCUUGAGCGAGGCCGCGUCUGCGAAUUGUGAUUGUAUCACGUACACUCGCCACCCUUCAAAUCGGGUUAGGCGCCCGCCCAUUAUCUGCAGGAACCAGCUACCCGAGGUCUCUCAAGGGAGAAGUCUGAAAGCGACAAGAUGGGCUCACCGCCCACGGCAUCUUUAACAAUGCUCUUGCAUUGAUUGCCUGGGAUUCUCGCGACCUGUACGAAGGCGUCUUUGUUCCGCUCGAUGAAGCUGUCCUUACUGCGCAGCAAUACUUCCCUCCAGACUCAGUCAACAUUUGUGUCU